Molecule: messenger RNA, 2393 nt
Organism: Lemur catta (Ring-tailed lemur)
Lineage: Eukaryota; Metazoa; Chordata; Mammalia; Primates; Lemuridae
Gene: PM20D2
Product: peptidase M20 domain containing 2
Exons: 7
Coding region: 92-1399 (435 amino acids)
Molecular function (GO): dipeptidase activity
Source: RefSeq, a predicted model, not a curated record
GGCGGCCGGGGGCGCGUGCGCAGGCGCGGCAAGCGGCUACCGGCGAGCGAGGGAGCAAGCUGAGCGCGGAGGGCAGCCGGCUCUCGGCACCAUGGGGCCCGGAGAGGAGCGGCAGGUGGAGGCGGGCGCGAGCGAAGGCGUCUCCAAGCUGGAGCUGCUGAAGCUGCGCGCCGCGGAGCGCAUCGACGAGGCGGCCGAGCGGCUAGGUGUCCUGAGCCGCGCGAUCUGGAGCGAGCCCGAGCUGGCCUACGAGGAGCACCAUGCCCACCGUGUGCUGACGCGCUUCUUCGAGCAGGAGCCGCCGGCCGCCGCCUGGGCGGUGCAGCCGCACUACCAGCUGCCCACCGCCUUCCGCGCGGAGUGGGAGCCGCCGGGCGGCCAGCCGAGCGCCGCGCUGCGCCCGCUGCACGUGGCCUUCCUCUGCGAGUACGACGCGCUGCCGGGCAUCGGCCACGCCUGCGGCCACAACCUCAUCGCCGAGGUCGGGGCAGCGGCUGCGCUGGGCGUGAAGGGGGCCCUGGAGGGCCUCCCCGGACCGCCGCCUCCCGUGAAGGUAAUUGUCCUGGGAACCCCUGCAGAAGAAGAUGGUGGUGGUAAAAUUGAUCUGAUUGAAGCAGGGGCUUUUAAAAAUCUUGAUGUUGUUUUUAUGGCCCAUCCAUCCCAAGAGAAUGCUGCUUAUCUCCCAGAUGUAGCUGAGCAUGAUGUGACCGUGAAAUACUAUGGAAAAGCAUCUCAUGCUGCUGCUUAUCCCUGGGAAGGAGUAAAUGCACUAGAUGCUGCUGUCCUUGCCUACAACAAUCUGUCUAUGUUAAGACAGCAAAUGAAACCAACUUGGAGAGUUCAUGGUAUAAUAAAAAAUGGUGGUGUAAAACCCAAUAUCAUUCCCUCUUAUUCUGAAUUAGUCUAUUACUUCCGUGCACCCUCAAUGAAAGAACUUCAAGUUUUGACCAAAAAGGCAGAAGAUUGCUUCAGAGCUGCAGCUUUGGCUACAGGGUGCACAGUGGAAAUUAAAGGUGAAGCACAUGAUUAUUACAAUGUUCUUCCCAAUAAGAGUCUGUGGAAAGCUUAUAUGGAAAAUGGAAAAAAGCUGGGAAUAGAAUUCAUUUCAGAAGAUACAAUGUUGAGUGCCCCUUCAGGAUCUACUGAUUUUGGAAAUGUUACUUUUGUGGUUCCUGGAAUUCAUCCAUAUUUUUACAUUGGAUCUACAGCCUUGAAUCACACUGAGCAGUACACUGAGGCUGCAGGGUCACAAGAAGCUCAGUUCUACACUUUGCGUACAGCCAAAGCUCUGGCAAUGACUGCAUUGGAUGUUAUAUUUAAACCAGAGUUGCUGGAAAGGAUCAGGGAGGACUUUAAAUUGAAACUUCAAGAAGAACAGUUUUUAAAUACAGUAGAAUAAAAGGAAGAUUUAGGAACCACUUAUGAAUUAUUAAGAAGAUGUGAUGAAUUUUUUUUUUAAUUUUUUUUAACAAAGGGGAGGACAUGUUUGUUUUUCAAUCUUAAAGGAAUCAAAUUUUUCUCCUCCCUGAUAAGUGAGGAUGGGAUGUGGAGAAAACAUAUUACCUCAUAUCUAAAGUGAAAAUUUUUGCAAAUCUAUACUUGAUGUAAUUGUGAUAUUUUAGGAGCUAGUAUGUGAUGCCAUUUCUUAACCUGGAUGAAACGUGGUUUAUCAGUGAUAAUAUUUUGUAAACUUACAUGGUGUAUUUUUAAAAGUCCAAAAGUUAAACCUUAUAUUCAGAAUUGACAUCCAUAACAGAGUUUUGUGGUAUAGGGUGGUUAACUCGAUCUUACUGUCCGGAAGGUAUCCAGCCAUGUAAUAUAAAAAACAGAGAUAUUUAUUUUUUCGGGUAUGGAGAACCAGGUGACUUCCAUUGGGACUACUGGGCUUUCAUUUCCGGAUCUUAGUUAUAGACCCACGAUUCAUCUCUGGUUAUGACCUUCUUGAGGAAAUCUGGUUCAUUGGUAGCGGUUUGAAGCAAAUCAUUAGCAAAUGCAGCACGAUGUUCUUUCUGCUCUGGUAGCAGAAGCGGCGGAACGCAUUUUGCCAUGAUAUGUUUUCAUGCCAAGAUCCUGCGUCAAAAUCUCAGACACGGUAGUUUUUGGAAUCCCCAGAUCAGCUUCUAGUUCUCGCACUUGGUCAGUGAUCUUUGUUGAUUGCAGCUCGUACAUGUUCAACAUUCUCAGGUGUUCUACUUGUUGCAGGCCUUCCAGAAUGUGGAUCACUUUCAGCAGAUUCUGUACCGUCUUUGAAGCAUUUGUGCCACACUUUCAUUUGUGCUGCACUCAUUGCAUCAUCCCCGAAAGCCUUCCAAAUCAUCCACAUAGGCUGGGUGUGGUGGCUCACGCCUGUAAUCCUAGCACUCUGAGAGGCUGAGGUGGGAGGAUCGCUCAAG